GCGAAUGAAAAGUUCGGAAUCUUGUCGCCCUUAGUUGUCCAUGCCUUUCUGUAAUCGAUGGUCGUCGCGUGGAGAGGCAGGACUAAGGUCACAAAACAGAACGCUGAGGUGACUAACAUAAUGGAUACCAGCAGAUUCAGACUGAAGAGGUCCUGGUGUUGUCCGUCUUUGGGAAGGAAAUUUAUUUCUAAUAGUCACUACUCUUUAGAAUAGAUCGGCAUUCGUAUCGGAUUCCCGCCGAAGUGCGCUACCAUGUCGUUAUGCAACUCCGCCACUCCGCCCCCUUUGAAUACCUCCAAGGCAACCAAUAGGUUUUGAGAGCCUGUCUCAGCCUUGCACCCCGAAAGCGCCUUCCGCCCAAUUCAGCGCGUCGACAUGCUGACUGAGGCCCAGGCUGCCCGAUUUAAUGCUGCUCGAAACGAAUGCCUUUCUAAAAAAGAUGAAGAUGACGCGAGGGUCGAAGUCUGGCGUCAAAAAUCCGGGCAUUACGAUUGUCGUGUCCCGAACGGGAAACACGCCGCGAUGCUGAUGAGAAAAACAUCAUCCAAAUUUCAUCAUAGCUUCACAACAUCAUUGCUUCAGCUAUCGGUCAGCUUUUAUACCAUGCAUUUUAUCUCGUGGAAGAAGUCCACAAACAUGUCGCUCGUAAAUAGGAUCCGGGGGCCAAAAUUCAUCGGACACCAAUCGAGAAGCAGCCCCUAUCGAAAAACAUCCUCGAACUGUCCCAUCCUUCCCAAUAUCACAACCCCAAGAGACAAAAUGAACAAAAGCCGUCAUUCAACGUGGAAAAUUCGUCGGUCACAAUCCCACAUGAUGCCAUCGCCAGAUCACAUCAACUGGGAAGAUGUAGCGGUAGCAGGAAGCUAUGAAGGACUGUAUUGAUUCCUAUGAGAGCUGAUACACGAGAUAGUUUUUAUGCUCAAGCUUAUCGGCCCGAGAGGCUUGUACCCCUCAGCAGCUGGCGUACACU
Molecule: messenger RNA, 970 nt
Organism: Paraphaeosphaeria sporulosa
Lineage: Eukaryota; Fungi; Ascomycota; Dothideomycetes; Pleosporales; Didymosphaeriaceae
Exons: 1
Coding region: 376-882 (168 amino acids)
Source: RefSeq, a predicted model, not a curated record